AUGACCGCACCAAAAAUAGUUAACCACAAAAAAUACCGUAAAGUUAAAGAAAGUAAACAAAAAUUAGAAACAAUCAACCACGAGGCUAACCAGGCAGCAGGCGCUUUAAUUAAUGAAAAUGCGGAUCUAAAAAAACGAACAACCGCUCAAAAAGAAGAAAUUGACAAAAAAGCCGCUGAAAUCAGCCGGUUAAGAGCCGAAAAUAAGAAAUUACAAAAUAGAAGAAAAGAUUCCGGUUAUGAAGAAAAAGAGGAAGAAGAAAUAAUUAAUAGGAUUAAUGCUGAAAAGGCCAAAAUUGAAACCCAAAUUAAGGAAUUAGAAAAACGACCAACGGCUGAACAACUGGCCGAAGCCGAGAAAAAAAUGCUUGAUGCUAAUGAGGCCAACAUUAAACUCCAAAAUCAAAUUGCCAGCCUAAAAAAAGACUACAAGCAAGCUCAGAAAAUUUUUGACAAUAAAUUAAAAACCCAAGAGGA
Molecule: messenger RNA, 476 nt
Organism: Racocetra persica
Lineage: Eukaryota; Fungi; Glomeromycota; Glomeromycetes; Diversisporales; Gigasporaceae
Source: the annotation of a GenBank genome assembly